AUGUCUGCAUCAACGGGGACAGCCAUCGGUAUCGACCUGGGCACCACCUACUCCUGUGUUGGUGUCUUCCAGCAUGGCAAGGUGGAGAUCAUCGCCAAUGACCAGGGCAACCGCACCACCCCCAGCUAUGUGGCCUUCAACGACACCGAGAGGCUCAUCGGUGAUGCAGCCAAGAACCAGGUGGCAAUGAACUCCACCAAUACCAUCUUUAAUGCCAAGCGGCUUAUUGGGAGGAGGUCUGAUGACCCGACGGUGCAGUCCGACAUGAAGCACUGGCCCUUCCAGGUGGUGAGUGAUGUGGGGAAGCCAAAGGUGAAGGUGGAGUACAAGGGGGAGAACAAGACCUUUUACCCAGAGGAAAUCUCCUCCAAGGUGCUGACCAAGAUGAAGAAAUUUGCUGAGGCUUACCUUGGCUACAAUGUCACCAACGCUGUCAUCACCGUUCCUGCUUACUUCAAUGACUCCCAAUGCCAGGCAACCAAAGAUGCUGGUGUGAUAGCUGGUCUCAAUGUCCUGCGUGUCAUCAAUGAGCCAACAGCAGCUGCCAUUGCCUAUGGUCUGGACAAGAAAGGCAAAGGGGAGCGUAAUGUUCUCAUCUUUGACCUGGGUGGUGGCACCUUCGAUGUGUCCAUUCUCUCCAUCGAUGACGGUAUCUUUGAAGUGAAAUCAACAGCUGGAGAUACCCACCUGGGAGGACAGGACUUUGACAACCACAUGGUCAAUCACUUCAUUGAGGAGUUCAAGCGGAAAUACAAGAAAGACAUCAGCCAGAACAAGAGAGCGGUGAGGAGGCUGCGGACGGCCUGUGAAAGAGCAAAGAGAACGCUGUCUUCCGGCACCCAAGCCAGUAUUGAGACUGACUCUCUGUUUGAGGGAGUUGAUUUCUACACCUCAAUCACCAGGGCUCGCUUUGAGGAGCUGAACUCUGACCUGUUCAGGGGCACUCUGGAGCCAGUGGAGAAAGCCCUGAGAGAUGCCAAGCUGGACAAACCCCAGAUCCAUGAAAUUGUCCUGGUCGGAGACUCCACCCGAAUCCCCAAGAUCCAGAAGCUGCUGCAAGAUUUCUUCAACGGUAAGGAGCUGAAGAAGAGCAUCAACCCCGAUGAGGCCGUGGCCUAUGGGGCAGCUGUCCAGGCGGCCAUUCUGAUGGGCGACAAGUCAGAGAAUGUUCAGGAUCUGCUACUCCUGGAUGUUGCUGCUCUGUCAUUGGGGCUGGAGACGGCAGGUGGAGUCAUGACCACCCUUAUCAAGCGUAACACAACCAUCCCCACCAAGCAGACCCAAAUCUUCAGCUCCUACUCUGAUAACUAGCCUGGGGUCCUUAUUGAGGUAUUUGAAGGCGAGAGAGCCAUGGUCAAGGGCAACAAUCUUCUGGGCAAGUUUGAGUUGAGUGGCAUCCCUCCCGCUCCUCGUGGCGUACCCCAGAUUGAGGUGACCUUCGAUAUUGACGCCAAUGGCAUCCUGAAUGUCUCUGCUGUUGACAAGACCACCGGGAGAAUAAACAAGAUCACCAUCACCAACGACAAGGGCAGGCUGAGUAAGGAGGAAAUUGACAGGAUGGUGCAAGAUGCAGAGAAGUACAAGAAUGAGGAUGAAAUGCAGCGGCAGAAGAUUGCAGCCAAGAACUCCCUGGAGUCCUAUGCCUUCAACAUGAAAGGCUCUGUGGAGGAUGAGAAGAUGUCCAGAAAGAUCAGUGCUGAGGACAAGAGGAAAGUCAUUGACCUGUGCAAUGAGACAAUAUCCUGGCUGGGGAAGAAUCAGAUGGCAGAGAAGGAGGAAUUUGAGCACAAGCAGAAAGAGCUGGAAAAACUCUGCAAUCCCAUCAUUGCCAAACUGUACCAAGGAGCAGCCACAGGGGAAUCAUGCAGGGCACAGGCUGGGAAUGCCAGUUCUGCCGGACCAACUAUUGAGGAGGUGGAUUAA
This is a messenger RNA of Mobula hypostoma (lesser devil ray), 1923 nucleotides long. RefSeq names its product heat shock cognate 71 kDa protein-like. The transcript has a single exon. The record is from RefSeq and is a predicted model, not a curated record. Gene Ontology annotation, molecular function: ubiquitin protein ligase binding; ATP-dependent protein folding chaperone; ATP binding. Lineage: Eukaryota; Metazoa; Chordata; Chondrichthyes; Myliobatiformes; Myliobatidae. Gene Ontology annotation, cellular component: blood microparticle; plasma membrane; cytosol.